This is a messenger RNA of Archocentrus centrarchus (flier cichlid), 1420 nucleotides long. RefSeq names its product SRR1 domain containing (gene srrd). Gene Ontology annotation, cellular component: nucleus; cytoplasm. Lineage: Eukaryota; Metazoa; Chordata; Actinopteri; Cichliformes; Cichlidae. The transcript is spliced from 6 exons. The record is from RefSeq and is a predicted model, not a curated record. Bases 144 to 1013 code for a protein of 289 amino acids.
UAUUCCCACGUGUGGCAGGGUCACAGAGAGUCGCCUACUGAAAAAACCCUUUUAUACCUUUGUAAUUAAACAAGUUUUUUUUUUUGUUCAUGUCAGUUACUUGUAGGUCUAUUGAUGCACAAGGUACCGGUGAGUUAGAAUAAAUGUCGGACUGCGGAGGCGAGUGGCAGGUGGCUCGGCGGCGAAAAGGUGCAUCAAGAAGCUCUAAAUCACUCCAGGUGUCUGUAGCAGGCGGCCAGGAACCUCUGGAUGUCGGGAAAACUGUUAAACGCAUCAGAGACACAGUGUCUGAACUAAGAUGCGAAGAAUUUUGGCACGAUUGGAAACAGCAGCUGUUGGUAGCGGCAUCAGCAUCUGUCUCAAAACCUCCAGAGGACACGGACACUAAGGACCGACCGGUCAGAGAAGGCAGGUCAUGCCAACGGCUCGAGUGUGUGUGCUAUGGCCUCGGCCCGUUUUCCUCUUGUGUCGCAUCCCGCUACCAGCUUGCCAUGUUGCUGCUUUUGCUGGAUGCUGGAGAGAUUCCUCUAAAGGACUGCUCAGUCUAUGAUCCCGCAUUCUCCUCUGCAGAGAUGGAUGUUUUGAGAGAGCUAGGUCUGACUGUACUCACAGAAAAUGAGGAGGGGAAACGUUUGGCCAACAAUCCCACAUUUUUUUACCUGAUGCAUUGUGGGAAAGCCCUGUACAACAACCUUCUGUGGAAAAACUGGAGCACACAGUGUCUCCCACUGAUGGUAAUCAUUGGGAACAGCUUCAGUGGCAUGAGGGAAAGGACCACUGAGAAAGAGUUCAAGCGGGACUACAGCUACAUCAGUAAGGCCGUGGAUUUUAGUGUGGAGAGAAAGCUUCCUUGCCCAUCUCGUCUGAUUGACGUCUUCAAUGACUCCGCAGUCAUCACCUUUCCUUCCAACAGCCUUAACAGACUUCCACAGCCUACCUGGACAGACCCACCUGAACCACUGUACCAGCACAGCUCCGAUUUGGAGAUUAUACUGAAGGAAACUCAGAGCUGAGACUGGAGCUGGAUAAUGGACAUGUUCUGUUGUUAUUCAUAUAACAAGUUUUUUUAAAAGGGACCUCGUGUUUUUAGUUAUGUUUGGAUGGAUGUCCAUAUUUAAUAUGGGCAUAAAGUUUUUCCAUGAGCCAAAAGGCUUCAGACUCUAGGUUUAAGACCAUCAGAGAUCUUUAAUAUGAUCGUCAAUAUCUGUGAGGACAGAAGCUCCUCCUACCUACUGUUCAAAUUCUGUUUGAAAGGAGAAGCCAAUAAGAAGAAAGCUGGCUUUAAGGAAGGGGAGCUACAGAGCGCAUCUCCAGACAGGGAUCAAGUGGCUGCACCAAAGCCUUGUAUAAGAUAAAUAGGGAUUAUUUUGAACUGUCGAUUACACAGUCUACUCGAGUACAAGAAUAAAAAUAUGGAGUU